UGCGUAUAAACGCCUUUUCUUAGGUCCGACAAUGUGGUGCCACUAAACUCUCCUGACGGAAUUUAAUGUAAUUAUCGGAUUACAGAGAAGAGGCUGCAGGGCUGGAGACAUUUACUACUACACGACAGUCGGGCUGUGGGCUAAUUUGACAUCUUUUCUAAAAGCGCACGUUUGGACAUCAUAGAAAAAUUGUUAGUUUACGUUAAAGGGAUUUUUGGUGGAGGAGCGGAUUACGGAGAUGACAACUGUUGAGUCGAAGCGGAUAAAGGCCAACUAAUAUCUUUGGGUCUAUUUUGACAACUCCCAGGGGCUCUAAAGAAGAACAGCAGCCAUCUUGUUCAGAACCUCUUCUGUUAUGUCUGUCUCCUCUCUCCCGGAAUGGAAGCAACUCCUGCUGGAGAAAAAAAGGAGGGAGGAGGAACAGAGAGAGAAGAGAGAGAAAGAGGAGGAGAAGAAGUUGGCCAGCAUGCCCGCCUGGAAGCGUGGGAUCAUCCAGCGGAGGAAGGCGAAGCAGGACGGUUUAGGGGACAGGGAAAGGGAGAGAGACGUCUGCCUGCUGCAGGUGGACGUCAGAUCUGCCUCUGAUGGCCACAGUGAUGCGGACAGCUUUCUAACGGUCAAUUUGGAAAGUGAAAUGUUACUUAGUCCAGAUCCGGGGCUAUGGCUGGAUGGAGAGGUCAAACUAGCGAGUCAGGUGUCCUUAGAAACGAUAGUUCCAGUCCAUGAAAACCCAUUCAUCCGAACGCAGAGCGCAUGGAGGAAGGGCAGGGACGCAGAAGCAGGGAAUGACGCAGAAGUUAAGGAGAAGGACAAAGAAAAAUCGAGUCAGAGGAAUCAAGAUGGGGAGUCGGGAAGAGGAAGAGAAAUCGAGGUGAAACUAGAGAGAUUCAGAGAUGUGAGUGAAGGUGGGCAAAAGGAGAGAAGCAGGGACAGGAGUCAAGGAAGAGACCGAGAGAAUAACUACCAAUGGAAAGAGUCGGUUAAAGAUCCAGCCAGAGAGCGGGAAUUCCUCAAAGUGAGAAAAGACGAAGAGGAAAAAAAAACAGAUUCCCCACCCGGUUUGUUUUCUCCCCUCGCCCCUUGUCUUCGGACCAUCCGAGCCGACAACAUCAUCAUCAUUGAGCAGGAGAGGAAAUCCAGUGAUGAGAGAAAGCCCAGGUGGAGGGAGGCAGAAAGGGAGAUGCCUGAGGAGGACCAGCAGCUGAAGAGGGGGAUGAAGAUGGACCUGAGGGAGAUCUUUGCAGGAGGAGGGAGCAUCACCGAGAUUCGGGCCUCUGAAGUUCUGAUCAUAAAGCCCUCGGCAAGCCCCGAAGAGAGGAGUCCAGAAGUAGGAAGAGGAGGGGGAGGUCCGGAUAGAGAGGAUGGAGAGAGAAUCUGCAGCAUGGAUGAAAGGAGGGAGAUCUUGGCCAGGGAGCUCAGAACAGACAAGUUCUGGCUCAGAGAAAAGGGGAAAGAGAGAUCCUGGGGCCAUGUGACGGUUAUUGAAGACUACCGGAAGAACAGCCUGGACGAUAACGCCUUUGUUGAAAGGGGAGGGAGGGUCAGCCAGCUGCUGAGUAAAUUCGGACAGCACCCAAAACCUCCAUCUCGAUCCAAAAGCUCUGAUAAUUUCCUUCAGCCAGCAAGGAGAAAACUCUCAGGAGAUGACGAUGAUCAACAAUCUGAAGCGGACAGGAGGAAUAUGAUGAAAAGUGUGCCGAAGCGCUCGUUUAGCUUCUCUGAUCGGGUCCUUUGUGCUGAGGAGAAUGGUUUAGAUGACGAUGGUUAUCGUUCCAGGAAAACUCCCCAGAGGAUGCAUUCAGACAAGAGCGGGGCUCUGUGGGUCGCCGGCUUCGGGAAGGAAUUCACAGCGAAGGUCAAACUGGGGUGCACACGGCUUUUAGAUAAAGACCCAUUUGAAUUGCACAAAGAUGGACAUUUAAAAAUCGAGGAUGACAAGGGGGCACAUCUGAGAAAUGAAGCAGAAAUGCAUCCCGUCAUCCAACACAGGAGCGAAGUUAAGAAAGUGGGGGCUGUUGAUGUGAGGGCUUUGGAAAGGCCAAACGACGCAGACGGAGACGAGGGGUUCACAGUGGCAUCCGUCAAAAACACAGAAGGAAUCUCGUUCGCUAGAAAAGUUCCUAUCAGGCACGAGGGGAGAGCGAGAGCUGAACGAGAGGCGAACCGCCAAACGGGGGAAAACAGUGUCGAAAAGGAGGGGAGCGUAGAAACACCAUCAAAGCGGGAGGAACAGAUUGAGGAGAAAGUUUGUGAUCGAAAAGUCUUUGAUUGUCGGAGAGAAGAGGGAUCCGAAACCACAACCCCCAAUGAAACGUGGCAGAAGAGUCCCAGUGAAUUGGCUUCCACAGAGUGCUCCAGUCACCUCUGUGCCGUCGCAGACAGAACCAGAGACCUCCACGGAGGGACAGAGUCACAAGGACUCUACCUGGCACACUCGGUUUUGUCCCAACACACGGAGGAGCUUAUAAGUAAAAUAGAAAAAAUAGGCGACACAUCUAUUUAUAGCAACGAGAAAGGAGAAAGAGCUCCCAAGGCGGUGUAUGAAAUGACCAAAGGAUCAGAUCAGGAAAUUGGAUCAGAGACAUUUCUUAAUGAUGCAACCCCCAGAUCUCCGAAAAGGAUUCCACCCACAGGGAUCCCUCCAGUUCCCCAGGAGAUUCAAAUCCCUAGAAGUGUGUUUUAUGUUGCCGAAGAAAUGGUGGACAGAAAAAAGACUGCGGGUCAAAAGGACGAGGGUAAAGGAGUUGAGAGGAGAGACAGCUGGAGAAUGGGAAAACCCCUGAGCCGCAUUGAGUCCCUGCGAGAGAAAAUAAGGCAACGAGAGCUCGAGAAGUCGAGACAUAGAGAGGCAGAAUGUGGAGGCGGGAGGGAAGGUGCAGAGAUGAACGACACUCAGACAGCUGAGGACGGGCGUGACGAGAGAGGAACUGAAAUAGAGAAAGAGUGGGAAGCUGCAGCUCCGAUGCGGAAGAAGCCGGUCGAAGCAGAGAGACGACAGGAAGACGCAGCAGCGCAGACAUCCACAACUGCAUUCGACGUCACAAGGGAAGUCAGCGUGUUGAAAACCUGCCUCCAACUUCCUGUACACUCACAAGCCGUCAGAGGAGAGGAAGUGACAACCGGGUUCGCAACUGCUCCCUCCGAAGUCCUCUCUGACAGCUUCCAGAUAUCUGAGGAUGAAAAGGACCCUGUGAAACCCGGGGAGGAAGAGCCGAGGUGCCGCAGGAGCCACCACGAAAUCAAAGAAGCAGAAAGUGAGGAGGAGGCGGAAAAGGAGCGCUCAGAGGAGGAGGCCGAGGAGUACACGUCGCCCGUCGACCCUGUGCAGGUUCUGUCCCCUUCACCGCCCCAUCCCAGCUCGUUGGUAGCCAUGAGCCGGAUCUACAACAUGGAGCCAGUUGGCUCGAGGCCGGCCAUGUGCCUGAGGGAGAGGGCCGUAGACAUCCCACCAGUUCACCUCGUCAAAGUGAAACCUCUGGUGUCUAACGCACAGCAGCGGGACGGCACAGCGUUGGCAGGUGAGGACGCCUGCGGGGUUCAGUCCAUUCAACGACAUAUAGAGCAGUUUCAGCUGAAGGAGCAGGAAACGCCGAGGUCUUGUGCGUCGCCAAAUGCCGUUCUUAAAGACAGAGAGAUGAAAGGGCAUCAAAGCCCCAGAGUGGUGUUAAGGAACCAGGUCAAAGAUGAUGAAAAGACACCGGAGAAAGAUCAAGAAACGUCGGAAUCGAAUCCCAAAGGGUCUCCUCAGCGCGUCCUUUCUUCAUCGUCUCCCCCGAAGCAAGCUAACCAAACGACCACAGGCACCUCCUUGCUUCUCGGGAGCCAAUCCCCGGACAAUAGCCUGAAAACCUCGGUUUACGCCUCCUCCCCGGCCUCCUCACCCUGCUCCCCGUCCCCUGCACAGUCUCCGGGUGUCUCUCCAUCUCCAACCCCAUCGCCCACGCACUUCUCCAUAAGGAGUGCCUCUGGAGGCCAAGUGAAGAGAGGUGCCACCAUCACAAUCACCCCCAAAAAAACGGCGGGUGGAGGAGCAGCGGGACCCACAACGGGCUCCACGGCAGAGGGCUCGAAGCCCUCGAAGGCUUCAUCGCAGCAGGCCCUGAUGACCUCUGCUGCGGCCGAGCCAGUGAAGAAGAAGUACCCCACGGUGGAGGAGAUUGUGGUGAUUGGUGGAUAUCAGAAUCUAGACAAGUCCUGUCUGGUCAAGAACAAAGAUUCCCCAAAGAGAGGAAAGGUGUGUUUUGACGAGGACCAGCUGGAGCAGGUGUGCGAGUACCCGUCAGAGGUCUCCAUGCUGGCAUGUACGCCCUUCCCUCACGACCAGUGGAGGAUGGAGAGGCAGCAAGCAGAGGAGGUGCCGAAGGAAGAGGGUGAAGUGGAGGGAGGAGCAAUUGUCUCCAAGAGCACAAGGAACGUGGGGAUUACCACAGGACGGGGUCUAAGAGUGGGUCAGUGUCACCCCCUUCUCAAGAAGCACAGCGUGUGACGACUGAGAUUAUGGGUUCAGAAUAAUUCUGCCAUUCAUGAUGUCUCACUGUGAAACAAUCCAUAGGUUUGGACUUUACUCCAGAUGAGGUGGCAUGUCCUUCCUUGAAUAUUAUGUUGGUCACAUUUUACUGCAUAUCUUUCCUAUUGUCAGCAAAUCCAAAGAAAUGUCAAAAAACAACAAUGAAUUAUUCUAUUUCUUGUGAAACCAAAGUCUGAUUUAGCUUCUUUCUCUGUGACAUCAAUGUGCCUCACUGUUGUUCUGGGUGACAUGUGCUUUCAUUAUGAGGUACAAGGGCCUUGUGGUUUCAUUUGGAGCCAUUCCCACAUGUCAUAGAUACUCAAAUAUAAAUGUCAAUUAGUUGCUUGGAAGUUCACAGCUUAUUGAAUAGGGAUGUUUGUAGCAUUGACCCCGGUCAUAAAGCUUAACUUUCGCAAUUUUCUACUUUGAGGCGCAAAAGCCAGUCCUAUAACUGUUAGGAGAGUUAGUUUUUGGUUUUUGUCGUUUCAAAGGGAUUUAUUGACAAUAAGAAGAAUCCUGGUUUACACCAGCUUUCAAUUAAACCAAUUUUCUGAAUUUUUCCAAAUGUUGGCGCAUUUGCAGUGUUUUCAAAGUCUCCAAUGUGGCAAAUCAAACACCUCCACGUUUGUUUUUAAUGCUUAAUGUGAGUUUGGUAAAAUAUGUCAUUUUUAGAAUUGAAUGGAAUGUUUUGGAUGCAUUUGAACACCCAUAAAUGUCUAUGUUGGUCCAAAUGUCAAGCAGAAGAGAAAUCCUAAAGUCACAUUACUUAUGUUACAUCUCUGUGUCUUCCAGAUGAGUCUUGCCCCCGGUAGAAGCCAGUCACCUUCGCCUAAAUUGCCCCUUUGACAAGAUCACGAACACUUUUGAACAAUAAUACAUGAUUUAUCUUUUGUUUGAUUGGAUUUGCUAAUUAUUGUAUUGGUAAUCAUUGUGGUGUUUUUAUCUAGUAUCAGUAUGAAUGGGUCUUGUGGAAGAAAUGAACAUGACAGUUUGAUUUCAUGCAGUUGAACAUAAUUGUGAUUAAGGUAUUUCACCUGGUUUUAAUUUCAGGUAAAUGAACGGCUGAAUGUGAAUGUAUGGAACAUCUGAUGAAAGAACCUCAGUUGUACCUUGUCAGGCAGUUACGGAUUGCUUGUCUAUGCAAUAUGAAGAAACAGUUUUAGUUCAUAUAUUUAUUAGUUUAUUUUACAUUAAAUACCUUCUAUAUUGAAAUCUGCCUCAGCACAGAAGAGAGAUGUUUUUAUCAUCUGGUUUCAUGUGCCUGCUGGAUUUGCCCAUCCAGAUGAUAUGAAGAUCAGUUUUUGGAGAUAUUAGAUGUUUCUUCUCUGAAGCCUUUUUUGGAGAAAGCUCCUCUAAGUGGGCGUCGACCGUUGCAGGAACAGGGAUGGUGCAAUGUGUGCAGGACGUAGGUCACUGUCUUUUGUGGGGUUUACAUGAGCAUCACUGUUGGUGACAACUUGUAACAGUUAAUGUGUAUCGAUAUGAAUAAAUAAAGGGAUUAUUUUGUUAUUUUGUUGGUCAUGUGGAAGUGGAGAGAGCUGUGUGAGUGAAAGUCUCGAAGAGGACGUUUUCUUUUCAUUAAAACGUAAGUAGUCGUCAGUUCAAUUUCAUCAUAUUACAGCUGCACUCUGACUUGUGGCUGUGCUACGUUCAUGAUUAAAUUGGUACUCAGUGUUGUUUGUAUGGAAAAUCAUGUUGUGAUUGGUGGAAGCAAAGGAAAAUGAUGUGAAAAUGAUUUUCUAUGUUGGAUGAAGAA
Molecule: messenger RNA, 6263 nt
Organism: Pungitius pungitius (ninespine stickleback)
Lineage: Eukaryota; Metazoa; Chordata; Actinopteri; Perciformes; Gasterosteidae
Gene: ppp1r18
Product: protein phosphatase 1, regulatory subunit 18
Exons: 3
Coding region: 356-4486 (1376 amino acids)
Molecular function (GO): phosphatase binding
Source: RefSeq, a predicted model, not a curated record